Puccinia graminis f. sp. tritici CRL 75-36-700-3 is the source of this 1159-nucleotide messenger RNA. RefSeq lists its product as uncharacterized. The record is from RefSeq and is a predicted model, not a curated record. NCBI's taxonomy places the organism in Eukaryota, Fungi, Basidiomycota, Pucciniomycetes, Pucciniales, Pucciniaceae. The coding region runs from base 1 to 447 and encodes 148 amino acids. The transcript has 3 exons.
AUGAUCCCUCGCCGUAUGCUGCUGUCCUACCUUACAAUUAGCCCAAUCUGGUGGUAUUUGAUGCUCGAGUUUACCACAUUUCCAGUGAGCCCGACCCUCGAACGUGGGCCUAUCUUGCCGGACGAACUCGAAAGCUACUCAGUGGAAAACUUCUUGGGAUUGAGCUACAUCGUUGCACCGAGCUUGAGUCCAGCCGAAUUGGAACAGGAAUGGGAAUUAUCACAAAGCACCCCAACACCACUGCAACUCCACUCAGAGAAUCCACACAUGGCAGCAAUGAAGCACAAAUACAACGACCAACUGCAACUUUCCGGCUCGCGUUCAAUUCCUUCCUCACAGCUUUUCCAAUUUAAUGCUCAGCGUCAUCUGAAUUCCGGUACGUUUCAGCUGUUUGCGUUCGAUUUGCAUGAUGCUUCAACACUCUAUCGAGGGUUAUCGCCGCGGUGAUUCGGGUGGUGUAUAUCAGUCAAUGGGCCCUCCAAAUUGGGAUAACUUUGCCACCCACUCAAGAUCAACAAUAGUCGGGAGCAACAGUAAGACAAUGAUACCCAAGACGAAGCGGCCAUAUAUACGAAAUUGGGUGAUCGAGGAGCCGCUUCUUCAUCAAUUCUUUUUGGAUCACAAAAAUGAAGUGGUGAUGUCCCCACUCAGUCUAAUCCAUCUCUGCUGUCAUUCCAAACCAGACAAACAACGCCAAUGUCAUCUAAAAACACUUUACAAGUGCUUGCUUCAAUGCACAUAUGAGAACCACGAAAACCUUCUGGAUCACUUUAAUUUGCCAAUUUACACUUACAAGGACCACCAAAGAAAAUUAUUAGAAUGGCUGCAUGCAUAUCUUAUCCUGUCCACCUCUGGCGACACUGACAGGGAACACCCAGUUGGCCAAGAUUAUUUGUCCAAUGGAUCGCUUGACUCCACUCAAGUCAUUCUUGUGAAGUAUUUCUCACAGCCGAAUUACGCUGAUCAGAUGGUCCAAUUCACUGCUUCACAUCUUGUAGAACAGUAUCAAACACAAAAUAAAAUAAAUUAUUCAUUAUUGAGUCAGCCUUCAUGGUCCAUUCAAGAAAAAUCUAUGCAAUUAGAGAAGGAUCCAAUCCUUCAACAAGAAAUAUUAUUUCUCAAAUGUCUUGCAAUCAACCUAGAGAAUUCUAAAGCCAAA